Molecule: messenger RNA, 1572 nt
Organism: Lotus japonicus
Lineage: Eukaryota; Viridiplantae; Streptophyta; Magnoliopsida; Fabales; Fabaceae
Product: F-box/kelch-repeat protein At5g26960
Exons: 1
Coding region: 75-1316 (413 amino acids)
Molecular function (GO): protein binding
Source: RefSeq, a predicted model, not a curated record
GCAUCAAUGUAUGUAUAAAAUACCCCACCAUUUUUAGCAGUAUCUCCUUCUCUCUCCCUCUAACUUAAUCCAAAAUGAGUUCGGAGAGAGAAAGCUGCAACUCUCGCCACUUCACAUGGCUCAUGAAAUCUUGUUUCCCCAAUCCAAACCACACCACCACCACCACCACCGUCGCCAAACCACCGCAACAACCUCCCACCACCAUUUCCUCCCUCCCUGACGACAUCAUUCUCGACUUCCUCACCCGCGUCCCACCCUCUUCCCUCCCUUCCCUCUCCCUCGUCUGCCGCCGCUGGUCCCACCUCCUCCACUCCCCCGACUUCUCCGACCUCCGCCGCCGCCGCCACCUCCUCCGCCACUCCGCCCUCGCCCUCACCGCCACCGACUUCGGCCUCUCCUCCGCCACCCUCCUCGACGCCAAAUGGAACCCCUCCCUCUUCCUCCCCUGCUACAACGCCGUCUCCCUCGAGACCUUCCACUCCCUCCUCUCCCACGCGCGCCUCGCUUCCAUCGGCCCCAGGGUUUUCAUCGUCGGAAGAGACGCCACGCUGCGGUACGACACGUGGACGGCCACGGUCACCCCGCGGUCGACCAUGAUUUUCCCGCGCAAAAAAUUCGCCCUCGCCGCGGUUUCCGGGAAACUCUACGUCGCCGGCGGUGGCUCGAGGACCGCCGCGGUGGAGGAGUACGAUCCUGAAACCAACACAUGGCGCGUGGUGGCUAACGCGCCGAGGAGGAGGUACGGCUGCAUUGGCGCUUCUGCAGAUGGAAUCUUUUAUGUGAUUGGUGGGUUGAGGAUUGGCGCGUCGGUGAACGAACUCUCACGCGCGGGGGUUGCUGCGGAGGCUCACGCGGCGGUUUAUGCUAGCUCGAUGGACUUGUUUGACGUGGAGGCGGGCGCGUGGCUUCGGAGUCGGGCGGUGCCGGGAGGUGGUUGCGUGGUGGCGGCUUGUGCUGCGGCGGGGCGCGUGUACAUGUUGACGAGCCACGCGGUGGAGCUUUCGUUUUGGAGUUUCGAUGCGAGGAGGAAAUGUGGUGGCGGUGGUGGUCGCAGUGGCGGCGCGUUUGGAGAGUGGUGCAGGAUUAAGAGCCCGCCGCUGCGGGCGCAGGUUAGAGUGGACACGAGAAUGAGGUUCAGUUGCGUGGGAAUUGGGGAGAAGGUGGUGCUGAUUCAAUUGGCGGGGUGUGGGAAUGAUGGGAGGGGCUCAAGAGAAGGGGCUGUUUUGGUGUAUGAUUGCGCCACCGGAGAAUGGGGCAAAGGGGCUGAUUUACCGGAGGUUUAUCGACGCGCCGCCUAUGUGGGUGUGGAAUGCUAAGAUGCGCCGGUGAAGUGGAUCAUUGUUGCGUGAAAGCUCAUAGGGUAGGGGGAAUCUAGCUAAGGUUGUGGGGUAUUUUGGGAACUCAACUUUGGUUAAUCUUUGGGAAUGAGCAUUUCCUUCUUGUGAUUGGCCUAUUUUGGCUUGUUCUUUGCAAUUUAGUUUAGAUUUGUUUUCUAAAAAAAAUAUUCACAUUUAUAGUUAAUGAAUCUAUCAUCUACAUUGAUUUAAAUUCAAUCCUAUCUUUGUUAAUAGA